Messenger RNA from Heterobilharzia americana, 2437 nucleotides. NCBI's taxonomy places the organism in Eukaryota, Metazoa, Platyhelminthes, Trematoda, Strigeidida, Schistosomatidae. The record is from the annotation of a GenBank genome assembly.
AAAUCAUACUGGUGCCAAUUCACACUGAUGACUGUCAACUCAUAUGCUGAUUUUAAAGUCAAAUUUUCAACGACAGAUUACAUUGAAGAAGAUUCUGUUAAAUUUUCAAGAUUAAAAAAUUAUAAUAAUGAAAGGAAUGAAAAGAAAAUUGCUUACUAGUCAACAAUUGGUUGAUGAAUAUCCAAAUCUUCCAUCAAGAAAAAAUCCUAUACAGCCUGUAAUACCAAUUACAAAGAAUAAAAAUUUAACCUCACCUAUCCUACAUCUAACAGUAUCAAGUUUAUUAUAUCAAACACUAGAUCAAACUAGUAGAAUUGGUGGCGGUGUAAAUGAGCACUCUUCAACUUUUCAUACAAGUAAUAAGAGUAGAAAUGAUGAAAAAACAUCCUCUAAAAUAUGUUUAUACCAUUUACCACGAAUAUUUCGUAGACCUUUAUUGAUAACAAAUUUUCGUCCUUUAUUAGCGCCAUUUAUACCAAUCUUUAUAAGAAUUUUAGUCAAUCAAAUUGAAGAAGAAUGUUAUAAAACAUCAUGGGAUUUAAUAUUUAAAGAAUUGAAUGAAUCCUAUGAUGAAGCUAAAAUUGUCUUAUUGAAGAUAAUUCAACAUUGGCAGAAUGAAAAGCAGCUAAAAUAUUUUGUUAAUAAAUUAAAAUUAGAUGUAAAAAUUAUGACUAUACGAUUAUUUUUAAAUGAAUUAGAUAAUAAAUUAUUGAAUUUUUCACAUUCAGCAACAAUGAAUAUUGUUCAAUCACCAUUGUUAGAUUUAUUUCUACGUCCAAAUAAGCGUAUACGUGAAAUUGUUCAACAGAUCACCUUAUCACAAUCCUGUGUACAAAUGGAUACAUUAUCAUUUAUAAUGAUUCAUUUAUUACAUGCAUGGGAAUAUGCUAGUAAUCCAAUUGAAGGAAAAGUUAGUCUAGGCCGUAUCUAUGGUAACAUAUUGAUAUCAUUUUCUGAAAAACCUGAAUUACGCGGUUUAGAACCAGGCGAAUUUAAAACAAUUGAAUCUGUACUACUUGAAGCCAUCUUAGAAUUAUGCAAUUUUCAAUUUUGGCAACAGAUGACCAUGUUAAAAAUACGCUCAGUUUUUGAGUAUAUAAGUGAUAUGGAAAAACGUUUUGCUACAGAUUUUCGUAUACAUCAAGAGGAAAGUAUCAUCCAGCAUAAAUUAACUAAUAAUGAUAGGAAAACAAGGUUAAGCAAACAGAUAAAUCAAGAAAUGGAUACAAUGAAGAGUCGAAAUGGCGCUAAUCAAAAAGAUGAUAAUGAUUUGGAGCAAAUCACUAUAAUGGAUAUGUUCCCUUUGUUUAAAGUUGGCAGUAACAACAGUUUAUACAAAAGUGGUCAUUCAAAAGUCACUUCAUCAUUAUCGAUUCAAAAGACAAAGAUCCAGUGAAAAAAAAUUCGUAUCUGUGUUGUCUUCGAUUAUUUUCUUUAAAAAAAAAAUAAUACUGAAGCAUAUAGAUAAAUAUAGUCUGAGUGGUAACCUGCUCACUGUGAGGUCUGGACAGUUUUGAACUCAAUUCCUUUACAGAUUAGUGGGUGUGAAUUCAUAAACGCAGAGGAAAUAUUUGUCCGAUUCUUUCAAGUUUUCAGUGUUUCUUUUGCUAGUGUCAGUUUUUCAUGAGAAUUACGUUCCUACAAACCACCAACUGAAUUACUAUCUCAUUGUAUAGGUAAGUUCGAAUAUAAUCCCUGUGUCUUUAAAAAAUCGAAAACAAGGUUUUACCGAACGUUUCACUGCGUAUGCCACAGACUCUUCAGUAGAAUAUUCGGAUUUUUAUUCAACAUCAAAAUAUAUACUGUCAAACAACGAAUGAUACAUCUUCCAUAAAAAAAGUUUACACACUCAAGCACGUUGUUUACUGAAUUUUUUUUGAUGACAAAUGACAGAGACUGCGUGAACUUACCAUGACUAACUGGGAAGAAUCAGCCUGAACAACAAAAUAGUUAACCAAUGACAGGAAUUUCUACAUGUACACAGCAAAACGUUCAGAAAAAUCCUGUUUUUGAUUUUCUAAAGAAGCCGGGAUUAUGUUAAAACCAACCUAAAAUAUCUUUAUUCUCGAGUUAUGAAGUUAACAUGAGGCAAACCAGUUUACAGGCCUCAUCAAGUUGAUAAAUGCAGAGAAACAUAAAAGGUUUUAGCAGUUUUGAAUGAUACAGAGAGAGGAGAUUAGACUCUAUCAUGAUACCAAGUGUCUAAAUGUUAUGAAAAAAGCAGGAAAAUAUCACUUUACAGUGCAUACACAUCGUUUUGAGUUUAAGUCAUUUCUGCUCACAAUUCUUUCUUCACAUCAAACGGCGCAAUAUUUGGUGUUUGCGUUGUGAGUAGUCCACAUGAUUGGCCCAUCUACUAGACCAAGUGUUUCGUCAGAUAAACGUCUAUUUUAACAGUAACUUUCAAUGAUUUCAGUAAUAAGUAAGUAUCCAUACA